Molecule: messenger RNA, 3086 nt
Organism: Condylostylus longicornis
Lineage: Eukaryota; Metazoa; Arthropoda; Insecta; Diptera; Dolichopodidae
Product: probable cytochrome P450 6a20
Exons: 4
Coding region: 1-2907 (968 amino acids)
Molecular function (GO): heme binding; oxidoreductase activity, acting on paired donors, with incorporation or reduction of molecular oxygen; iron ion binding
Source: RefSeq, a predicted model, not a curated record
AUGAAAGAGUUUUAUGAUAAAGAAAAAGGAAAAUUUUCUUUUGUUGGAAUGUACUUUUUUACGAAUCCAUUUGCUUUAAUAUUGGAUAUUGAUUUAGUUAAAAAUAUAUUAGUUAAGGAUUUUCAAAAUUUCAUUGAUCGUGGAGUUUAUUAUAAUGAAAAAGAUGAUCCACUAUCAGCUCAUUUAUUUUCUUUAGAUGGACAGAAGUGGAAGAAGCUACGUCACAAAUUAACACCAACAUUCACAUCUGGUAAAAUGAAAUUUAUGUUUAGUACAAUAGUCAAAGUUGGUGAAGAAUUUCAAGAAACUUUACGUGAAUUAAUUAAAGAAAAUGAUAUUAUUGAAAUGAAAGAACUUUUAGGUCGUUUUACAACAGAUGUAAUUGGCACUUGCGCUUUUGGAAUUGAAUGCAAUAGCUUAAAAGAUCCAAAUGCUGAAUUUCUUCAUAUGGCAAAGACUGCAUUUGAAAAACCUAAAAAUACUGCUUUUGUGUUUACGUUUAAAAAACUGGCAAAAUUGCUUCGAAUAACAACAACCAGAAAGGAUGUUGGCGAUUUUUUUUUGGGUGUCGUUAGAGAAACAAUGGAGCACCGCAUAAAAUAUAAUAUCAAACGUAACGAUUUUAUGGAUAUGUUGAUUCAAUUAAGAAAAUAUGGAAAACUUGAGGAAAAUGACUUCAAUAACGAUGAGCAAUAUGUUGGACAUUUAACAUUUGAAGAAGUUGCAGCCCAAGCAUAUGUAUUUUUUUUGGCCGGUUUCGAGACAUCAUCCACUACAAUGUGUUAUUCAAUAUAUGAAUUGGCAAUUAAUCAAGAAAUUCAAGACAAAUUAAGAAAUGAAAUUAAUACAAUAAUUGAAAAACAUAAUGGAAAAUUUACAUAUGAAGCGACAAUGGAAAUGACUUAUUUGGAUCAAGUUAUUAACGAGUCACUUCGAAAGUAUCCACCUGUUGCUAUUCUUCCACGUGAGGCUCAAAGGGAUUAUAAAAUACCAGGAACAGAUAAGAUUAUUGAGAAAGAAACAUUAGUUUGGAUACCAGUCUAUGCUAUACAUCAUGAUCCCGAAUGGUAUCCAGAUCCAUUAAAAUUUGAUCCAGAAAGAUUUUCAACUGAAAAUGUUCAACUGAGACCAAAUCAUACGUUUUUAGCAUUUGGUGAUGGACCACGUAAUUGUCUUGGUUUAAGAUUUGGAAUGAUGCAAGCACGUAUUGGACUAAUAAGUUUAUUAAGAAACUUUCGAUUCAAAAUUUGCAAAAAAACUAAUAUACCAAUAGAUUUUGACCCAAACGGUAUUAUGUUAACACCAAACGGGGGAGUAUGGGUGCAAAUUGAGAAAUUUUCAAAGAAAACUGGAACUAGGAAAAUUGUCUUUUUCGUACUUAAGCUGGCAAAAAUGGAUAUUGGAUUAUAUUUCCUCUACAUUAUAAUAUUUAUACUUACAUUCAUAUAUGGAUUUUUUACCUACAAAUAUAGUUAUUGGACAAAACGAGGUAUUCCGUCUUUACAACCCCGUAUACCAUUUGGUAAUUUACAAGGUUUUAAAUAUAAAAUUCAUUCUUCUCAACAAGCGAAAGAAUGUUAUGAUAAAGAAAAAGGAAAAUAUCCAUUUAUUGGAAUAUAUAUUUUUACAAGUCCGCUUGCAUUUAUAUUAGAUAUCGAUUUAGUUAAAAAUAUAUUGAUAAAAGAUUUUCACUAUUUUAAUGAUCGUGGAGUUUAUUAUAAUGAAAAAGAUGAUCCACUAUCAGCUCAUUUAUUUGCUUUAGAUGCACAAAAAUGGAAAAAUUUACGUCCCAAAUUAACACCAACAUUUACAUCAGGUAAAAUGAAAUUUAUGUUUAGUACAAUAGUCAAAGUUGGUGAAGAACUUCAAGCAACUUUACGUGAAUUAAUUAAAGAAAAUGAUAUUAUUGAAAUGAGAGAACUUUUUGGUCGUUUUACAACAGAUGUAGUUGGUACAUGCGCUUUCGGAAUCGAUUGUAAUAGUUUAAAAGAUCCAAGUGCAAAAUUUCUUCGCAUGGGAAAAACUGUAUUCGAAAAUCCUAAAAAUACUGCAGUUGGGCAGAUUUUUGUUUAUACAUUUAAAAAAUUGGCAGCAAGAUUGCGAAUAACAUGUACUAGAGAAGAAGUUAGUAAAUUUUUUUUAGGUGUUGUUAAGCAAACCAUGGAUUAUCGUAUAAAAAAUAAUGUCAGAAGACGCGAUUUAAUGGAUUUGUUAAUUCAGUUAGGAAAGUAUGGAAAACUUGAUGAUACUGAGGACAAUAAUCUUGAUUGUUUAACAUUUGAAGAAAUUGCAGCCCAAGUGUUUGCUUUUUUUUUGGCCGGUUUCGAGUCAUCAUCCACCACAAUGUCCUAUUCAAUACAUGAAUUAGCCGUCAAUCAAGAUAUUCAAGAUAAAUUGAGAAAUGAAAUUAAUACAAUAAUUGAAAAACAUAAUGGAGAAUUUACAUAUGAAGCUAUGAUGGAAAUGACUUAUUUGGAUCAAGUUAUUAAUGAAACACUUCGAAAAUAUCCUCCUGUUGCUCAUCUCAUACGUAGAACUCAAGAAGACUAUCAAGUACCUGGAACAGAUAAGAUUAUUGAGAAAGAAACAACUGUAUGGAUACCAGUAUAUGCUAUACAACAUGAUCCCGAAUGGUAUCCCGAUCCGUUAAAAUUUGACCCAGACAGAUUUUUGCCUGAAAAUGUAAAGUUAAGACCACAUUGCUCAUUUUUAGCGUUCGGUGAUGGGCCACGGAAUUGUAUUGCGUUGAGAUUUGGAAUGAUGCAAAUACGUGUUGGACUUGUAACCUUGCUGAGAAACUUUCGAUUCUUUAUCUGUGAUAAAAGCAGCGUUCCAUUAGAUUUCAACGCAGAAACUCUUAUAUUAACACCUGUUGGAGGUGUGUGGGUGGAAAUUCGAAAAAUAUGAAUCAAUAAAUGUUUAGUUUAACCUUAUUUAAAUUCAAAUUAUUUACAUAAGUAUUUUAAAUGUAAAUUUUUUUGACUGUAACAAAAUUUAUCUUACAUUUGUAUGUAUUAAUAAAUUUCAGUAAAGUGAGUUUGAUUUUAAAUAUUAAACGUGAAAAACAAAUUAUCAGUACAAGAUAG